CCCCAGCACUGCAACCACCCUGGCCUGUUGCUUAAGAGCAGGUGGGUGGGGAAUUGUGUGAUUAUAAGCUCACAUUUGGUUUCUCAGAACUGCAAUAAAGGAGACUUGAAAGACAGGAAUCGUCCAAAACGUUGGACCUGCACCAUUUCGAACAAGAGUUGGAAAACUCUUAGCUCUGAAAUACUUUACUGAAGAAGGCGUUUGAAAGAUUCAAACAUCAUCAUGGAUUCAGUCUUACAUUCUACAGAUGAAACAAGUGACUACCCUGAAUAUAAUGGAGCUGAUAAUAAAAUGGACAAUUCAUCUACAGCAUUAGUGCCCUCAACAGUGGCUCCAGCACACUGCACUGACGCGAUCUGUGUUUUACUGACAAUAGCCAAUGUGAUUAUUAUGGUUCUUGGUAUUGCUGGAAAUGGUUUGGUGAUCUGGAUCGCAGGGUUUAAGAUAAAGAAAACAGUCAACACUGUCUGGUACCUCAGCCUCGCUGUGUCUGACUUCCUCUUCUGUGCCUUCCUGCCCUUCUCCAUUGCCUAUAAUGUUAAACGUGAAUGGGACUUUGGACUCUUCAUGUGCAAGUUUACGUCUUUUAUCUUGUUCCUCAACAUGUUCAGCAGCAUCUUCCUCCUCCUCAUCAUUAGCGUGGAUCGCUGUGUUGUGGUUAUGUGUCCUGUAUGGGCACAAAACAAGCGCACCAUACGCAGGGCCUUGGUGAUGGUUGCACUAGCCUGGACUAUCUCAGCAUUGCUUAGCUUGCCACCAGCCAUUUUCCGAGAUAUAACAAUAUCCAAAUCAAAACAUGUCUGUUACUACAACUAUUCGCACGAUGAAGAACAUAUUGCUGUAGUGGUAUGCCGAUUCAUUUUUGGAUUUGUGAUCCCCUUACUGAUCAUCAUCACCUGUUAUGUCCUCAUCACCCUAAAGCUGAAAAAUAACCAGAUGGCGAAGUCCAAUAAGCCAUUUAAGAUCAUGACAGCACUGAUAGCUGCUUUCUUCAUUUGCUGGAUGCCUUAUCACAUUUUUAACUUAUUGGAACUAAACCUAAAAUAUGCCUAUAUCCUCCCUAUUGGGCAAAAAUUUGGAAGCACUCUUGCCAGCGCCAACAGUUUUAUGAACCCGUUGCUUUAUGCGUUCAUGGGAAAGGACUUAAAGAGUAAAUGUUGUGCACUUCUGUCUAAGAUUGAGAGCACAUUCGAGGAGGAAGCCCGGAGUACACUACAAGGGACGUCUAAUACUAACUCAGGAGAUGGCAAACUUUCAAGUACAGUCUAAAGUUAUCAGGCGUUUAAAGAAUUCCAUAUGAACAAAAAGAGGAAUUAAUUUCUGCUUCUUAACAGCCAGCUUAAUAACAGUGAAUUAAAGAAAUACAAAUAAACAGCACGUUGUAUAAUUCUGAAUAGUAAUCUCAAUGCAAAAUAAUCCUUGUUUUAAGAGAAUGUAUGUGGAAAGAAACAUUUACACAGAAUUAAAUUUACUUCAGGUUAUGAAAUUUAUUUAUUUAAAUAAAUUACAUAAGGAAUAAAACAUGACUGGGUAUAAUAAACAUAAGAAAUAUAAAAGGAGAAAAAAAGAGAGAAUGGUUUGGAAAUGGUUUGUUUAUAUAGCUAUGGUUUUAUAGCUGUAAUAACGUAACAGCAGCUUCAUUUCACAGAUGUUCCACAGCAUUAGAUGUAAAUAUCAAUGGAUGUGAAAUGUACGAUAUGUUUGUCUUUAAAUGCAAAAAAGACUUGUCAGCACUUCUUGUCAGUAAUUAUAGUCAUUGCUCUUCUACAGGACUAAUACAAUUUUAUUAGGAAGGAAAAUACUUCAGGGUAGCAACAGUAACUUUGCUUAACACUGGGCCACCCCAUCAUUGAUUAUUUUCCAAUAAUAUCAUCCCCCCAAGAGUUUGAUUCCUUACUUAAUGUCAUAAAGUUCAGGUGUUACUCCAUAAAAGUGCUUGUGAAAUUAUCUCACUCUGAAAAGGUUGCCUGUAAAUGUAUGCAAGAGCAUUUAUUGUCACCUUCUAUAUCACUCUUUAUAAUUAUUCUCAGAUUAUUAUACUUAUGCUCAGAUUGGUUUUACAUUUAUUCACUUAGCAGACGCUUUUAUCCAAAGCGACUUACAAAUGAGAGUUUUAAGUCACCUUUUAUUUGAUAUUCACUCUGCACCAUAUGUUAAUACAAUUUGUGCAUUAAUACCUAAUAAAUGUGAUUGCGUUAUUUUUCUCCUUUUUAAUUUUAAUUAAUUCUGUAAUUUUUUUUUUUAUAACUAAUUUUCAUGUUAAAAUCUUAUAUAUUAGUUUGUGAUGUUUAUGGCAGUGCUUAUUAUAUAUAUAUAUAUAUAUAUUCUGUAUAUCAUGUUUGAUUUUGUACCUUUAAUUCUACAUUAAAACUUUCCUGUUUCACUGCAUGCAGUGUUAUUUUUAAUACAGUACAUAGUUUUGCACUUAUGGGAUAUUAUUUGCUGGUAUAAUUUUGGUGUGGUGCUAAUUUGGUUGAGCAUAGGCCAGUUUUCU
Messenger RNA from Ictalurus punctatus (channel catfish), 2494 nucleotides. Its product is annotated as chemerin-like receptor 1. NCBI's taxonomy places the organism in Eukaryota, Metazoa, Chordata, Actinopteri, Siluriformes, Ictaluridae. Bases 223 to 1269 code for a protein of 348 amino acids. Gene Ontology annotation, cellular component: plasma membrane. Gene Ontology annotation, molecular function: G protein-coupled receptor activity; complement receptor activity. Gene Ontology annotation, biological process: regulation of calcium-mediated signaling; inflammatory response; positive regulation of macrophage chemotaxis. The transcript is spliced from 2 exons. The record is from RefSeq and is a predicted model, not a curated record.